This is a messenger RNA of Paramecium pentaurelia, 375 nucleotides long. Lineage: Eukaryota; Ciliophora; Oligohymenophorea; Peniculida; Parameciidae. The record is from the annotation of a GenBank genome assembly.
UCAUGUUAAUUAGGUUAUCCACAAACAUCAUCAAUAGAAUUAGAUAAACUUACUGUAUUCAAGUAUAUGCUCUAUAACAUUUAAGAAUUAAACCAGAACUUAAUUAGAAACAAUCUCAAAAAUUGAUGAUCUAGAAAAAGUAAAUUAAGAAUGGAUAAAUUUGGCAAAAAAAAAAAAUGAUAAUGCAUUUGAGGAAGAUGAUGAAUUAGAUGAAUAAAAGAACAAGAAAGAAACUAAAGCUGACGAAGAUUUAUAAGAAAGUGAAAGCGAAUCAGAUGAUGAUGAUGAACCCAAGGGUGGAAGAAAAAUACCAAUAGUGGAAUUAGUAAAAGGAUUUAUUCCUAGACUUUUAAGACCUGACCCUUAGGAGUGAUA